AGGAGUUGGAGUUCAAAGUGAAAUUAAAACGAAAAAGAGGGGUUAGAAAUAGCGCUCAGAUUCCUUUCCGUGAAAAAAGGGGUUAGAGUCAGUCAGUGAUUCCGAGUGGUGGCCGUGUCGGAAAGUGAACAGUCACCAUUCUCCAUACCCGACAUAUAUGCACACACAUAUAUAUACACAUAACUCCCACCGCCUUAAUCUAACCUAUUCUUUUUCAAAAAUUGAAUAAAAGUAGAAUUAUAAAUGAAGAGAGGAUUGGAAUCCAUCGAAAUAUCCGACGACGAAUGGUCAAACCACGAUUUUGACUCUUCCAGAAUACUUAACAAUAACAAUAAUAAACCCUCUUCUUCUUCAGUUAAAUCCAAAACCCUACCUCCAAUCGAAUCCUUCGCCUUUUCGUCGAAAACGGACAACAACUAUUUAUCAGACAACUCUUACUCAUCUUCAUCUUCCGAUUGUGUUGAGAUAAAAAAGGAGAGUUUGGAAGACGACGAUUUCGCCGAGGCUCCGACGACUACGGUGUCUAGCCGUGGCCGGAGGUUUGUAAUCGAUGAUGAAGACGAUGACGAUGAUGAUAUGCCGAAUGUCGAAAACGAUCAAAAUCGUGUGGCGUUUGAAGAAGUAGUAGAAGAAGAAGAUUUUGAUGAUGAUGACGUUGUGGUUUUGAAUGAUGAUGAUGAAAGCGAAGAGAAUGAUGUUGUUGGGAAAGCGUUGCAGAAAUGUGCGAAAAUAUCGGCUCAGUUACGGAGUGAGCUUUACGGCUCUUCGACGAAUGCGUGUGAUCGAUAUGCUCAAGUUGAUGAUGGAACUUCUUCUGUUAGAAUUGUUACUCAUGAUGAUAUAUGUGAAGCAUGUGGAAAUACCGAUGGUCUGCUUAAACCGUAUCAGCUCGUUGGUGUUAAUUUUCUCAUGCUUUUGUAUAGGAAGAAAGUUGCAGGAGCGAUAUUGGCCGAUGAGAUGGGUCUUGGCAAGACUAUUCAGGCAAUAACAUACCUUUCCUUGCUGAACCACUUGGAAAAUGACCCUGGACCUCAUUUGAUUGUUUGUCCUGCAUCUGUUUUGGAAAACUGGGAAAGAGAACUGAGGAAAUGGUGUCCAUCAUUUACAGUGCUACAAUUCCAUGGAGCUGGAAGAGUAGCUCAUUCUAAACAGCUGAGCUCUUUGUCGAAAAGUAGAAUGCCACCUCCAUUCAAUGUCAUUCUUGUAUGUUACUCACUUUUUGAACGACACAGUGCACAACAGAAAGAUGAUCGUAAACUCUUGAAACGUUGGAAGUGGAGCUGUGUAUUGAUGGAUGAGGCUCAUGCUUUAAAGGAUAAGAACAGCUAUAGAUGGAAAAACUUGAUGUCUGUUGCAAGAAAUGCCAACCAGCGUUUAAUGCUUACAGGGACUCCAUUGCAGAAUGAUUUACAUGAGCUAUGGUCAUUGUUGGAGUUUAUGAUGCCCGAUUUAUUUGAAACAGAAGAUGUGGACUUGAAAAAACUGUUAAAUGCAGAAGACACAGAGUUAAUUACUCGAAUGAAGUCAAUUUUGGGACCCUUUAUUCUAAGACGCUUAAAAUCUGAUGUAAUGCAGCAAUUAGUUCCAAAGGUUCAAAAGGUUGAAUAUGUUCACAUGGACAAGGAACAAAGCAAAGCUUACCAAGAAUCCAUUGAGGAAUAUCGUGCUGCUACACAUGCUCGCAUUGCAAAGCCUGGAGAAGUCAACAGUGUUCCUCUUCCUCGGCGUCAGAUUUCAAACUAUUUUGUUCAGUUCAGAAAGAUUGCAAAUCAUCCAUUACUGGUCAGGCGCAUUUACACAGAUAAAGAUACGAUUCGAUUCGCUAAAAUGUUGCAUCCAAAAGGUGUAUUUGGUGAUGAAUGUACUUUGGACAGAGUAAUCGAGGAGCUUAAAAGUUACAGUGAUUUCUCUAUUCAUAAGCUUUUACUUUAUUAUAGUGAUGGUAACUCGGAAAGUCUUUCAGAUGAUCAUGUUAUGAUUUCUGCGAAAUGCCGGGCCUUGGCUGAACUCCUCCCUACAUUAGUGCAUGAUGGGCAUCGGGUACUUAUUUUUAGUCAGUGGACUUCGAUGCUUGACAUCUUAGAGUGGGCUCUAGAUGUAAUCGGAGUUACGUACAGACGACUCGAUGGCGGGACUCAGGUAACAGAGAGACAAACAAUUGUGGACACAUUCAAUAACGAUACAUCCAUAAAUGCAUGCUUGCUGUCUACAAGGGCAGGAGGACAGGGGCUAAAUCUGACCGGAGCUGAUACCGUUAUUAUACAUGACAUGGACUUCAACCCCCAAAUUGACCGACAAGCUGAAGACCGUUGUCAUCGCAUUGGUCAAACCAAACCUGUUACUAUCUAUAGGUUGGUAACAAAGGAUACAGUUGAUGAGAAUGUAUAUGAGAUUGCGAAGAGGAAACUUGUACUUGAUGCUGCUGUACUCGAAGGCGGUGUUGAAGUGGAAAAUCAAGGUGAAACAGCGGAUAAAACCAUGGGAGAAAUACUAUCAACUUUGUUAUUGGGAUGAGAAUAGCAUUAUAUAUCACGGUACCAGGUUUUGUUUUCCCAUUAUCAAUGUAUGUCAUCUAAUAUAACAUGUAAAAACUUCAUGAAUUUGUGUAUCAUUCACUUUACUUGGUGAUUGAAAUUCAAUUUAUCACCACUUUACCAGUUUAUGUAUUCAUCUUAGUAAUUCGGCUUCUAGUUAUUUCA
Molecule: messenger RNA, 2699 nt
Organism: Erigeron canadensis
Lineage: Eukaryota; Viridiplantae; Streptophyta; Magnoliopsida; Asterales; Asteraceae
Product: protein CHROMATIN REMODELING 19
Exons: 12
Coding region: 244-2514 (756 amino acids)
Cellular component (GO): nucleus
Molecular function (GO): DNA binding; ATP binding; ATP-dependent chromatin remodeler activity
Source: RefSeq, a predicted model, not a curated record